CCUUCGAACCCCUUCCCCCCGAUCAGAAAAUUUCUUUUUCCCGGGAUUAGGGUUAGAGAUUUGCUUGUUCUCCCUCCCCCUGUAACGACCGCAGAAUCUGACCCAUUCCAUACCUGUCGAUCAUGUCGAAAAAGAUCACCUUGAAGAGCUCCGAUGGCGAGCCUUUUGAAGUUGACGAGGCCGUGGCGCUUGAGUCUCAGACCAUCAAACACAUGAUCGAGGAUGAUUGUGCUGACAGUGGAAUCCCCCUUCCAAAUGUGACCAGCAAGAUCUUGGCUAAGGUCAUCGAAUACUGCAAGAAGCACGUCGAUGUUGCCAAUUCUGAGGAGAAAAUUACUGAAGGGCAACUUAGGGAUUGGGAUGCUGAUUUCGUCAGGGUUGACCAGGCCACACUCUUCGAUCUCAUCCUGGCUGCAAAUUACUUGAACAUCAAGAGCCUGCUGGACCUUACAUGCCAGACUGUAGCGGACAUGAUCAAGGGAAAGACUCCUGAGGAAAUUCGCAAGACCUUUAAUAUUAAGAAUGACUUUACUCCGGAGGAGGAGGAGGAAGUUCGGCGUGAAAACCAAUGGGCAUUUGAAUGAGAUAUCAUGUAUUGAGCAUUCUGAAGUUUCAAUAACUUGCUAUGUCGGUUUAUGUGAUAUACUUGGUAUAUUUUGCUGAAUCUAUGUAUCUGGUGACUAUUAUCUCGUCUCAGACAUGUCUUUCUUCUUGAA
This is a messenger RNA of Prosopis cineraria, 716 nucleotides long. RefSeq names its product SKP1-like protein 1A. Gene Ontology annotation, molecular function: cullin family protein binding. The record is from RefSeq and is a predicted model, not a curated record. The transcript is spliced from 2 exons. The coding region runs from base 123 to 584 and encodes 153 amino acids. Gene Ontology annotation, biological process: SCF-dependent proteasomal ubiquitin-dependent protein catabolic process. Gene Ontology annotation, cellular component: cytoplasm; nucleus. Lineage: Eukaryota; Viridiplantae; Streptophyta; Magnoliopsida; Fabales; Fabaceae.